AUGAGUGCUCUUGUUGGAGUCGCCGUGGGCGGGAUGAUCAUUGGGGUCCUGUCCCUGAUCGCCGCCAUCGUCAUCAUCGUCCUUUCUAUUGUCAUUCUCUGCCGAUGCCAUAAGCAGAAUGACAGAGCCCGUACUGGUGUUACCUACCUCAAAGUCACGGCCGGGUUUAUUUUGCUUUAUCAAGUCCUUGUCAUUAUCAGCCUCGUCCUAUCAGUCACGACAGCCAGUACCCGAUACCCAGGAAGAUCCAUCAGAAUGAAUUUCGCCGUUGCCCAUAUUGAGGCCAUCAACACAGUCUUCUCGACCGCCUGCAUGGCUCUCUUUAUCGCCACCCAGUUCGAAUUUGCCCGAGGGCUCAAGAUGAUUGCUGCCAUGUCUGGUCACGGAGAAAGCGCCAACACUGUUGAGGUCAAGGCGCGAAAGAGCCGCUUCUUCAGCGUCUUCGCCUUAGCUCUCGUCAUGAUUGUCUCCAUUGCCGCCUUCGGUCUCUAUGAGGCCUACAUUGCUGGCAAUUACAACAUGGGGGAGGCCCAGAGCUAUCUGGUCUUUGCCGUCGAAGCCAUCCUCGCCAUCGCUGCGAUUGUUUGUCUCGUCUUCACAGCUCGCCAGCCCCGAAUCCCUCCUCACAGCAGCCUUGCUACUCAUUUGAUCGUCAUUUCCACCCUGACCGCUAUCCGCCACAUUACUAUGGCUGUGAUCAGAGGAUACUUCACCUGGGGCUUCUGGGCUCUAGUUGACAGUGACAGCACCGGUACCGCUGCCGGUCUCACCGCCGCCAGUGCCUUGGCAGUUAUCGCUAACAGCUGGUUGUUCUGCAUCACCCUCGGCAUGGCAUAUGGCGUCUGCAGAAAGGAGUACGGAGGUCUACGCGCCAACACCGUUUACGCCCCUGUCAAGACUGGACAUGUCUAG
Molecule: messenger RNA, 912 nt
Organism: Clonostachys rhizophaga
Lineage: Eukaryota; Fungi; Ascomycota; Sordariomycetes; Hypocreales; Bionectriaceae
Source: the annotation of a GenBank genome assembly